AUGCUGUUGCGCAACUUUGCCGUCGGCCUCGGCCUGAUGGCCCGUACUGCCCAGAGCAUCGACGUGACGCUUGGCGAUGAAUCUUCCGUCAAGUCUGCCGCCAGCGAAGUGGCCUGGAACCUCUUGACCUUUUACUCGGGAAAUAACACUGGUGAUGUGCCCGGGUGGCUAUGCGGUGCCAUGAUGGGUACGUUGAUAGAAUACUGGCACUAUACCGGCGACGAGUCAUACAACGACCUUGUGCGACAAGCCAUCGUGCACCAGGCAGGCGAGGAGAGGGACCUGAUGCCUCAGAACCAGACGCGAUCCAUGGGUAACGAUGACCAGGGCUUCUGGGGUCUGUCGGCCAUGCUGGCCGCCGAGUACGUCUUCCCCGACCCCGCCGAGGAUGAGCCGCAGUACCUCGAGCUGGCACAGGCCGUCUUCAACAUGUUUGCGAGCCGAUGGGACACGGUGCACUGUGGCGGUGGUCUGCGCUGGCAGGUCUUCGACUUCAACAUCGGCUGGAACUACAAGAACUCGGUCUCCAACGGCUGCUUCUUCAACCUGGGCGCCCGCCUGGCCCGCUACACCGGCAACGACACCUAUGCCGAGUGGGCCGAGAAGGUCUGGGAGUGGGAGACGAAGGUUGGCCUGAUCGGCGAAGACUGGGCCCUGCACGACGGUGUCACCAUCACGUCUAGCCAGACGUGCGGCGACGACAUGGACUUGACCGAGUGGAGCUACAACUCCGGCAUCUGGCUGCACGGCUCGGCCGUCAUGCACAACUACACGGGCGCCGAGAAGUGGCAGACGCGCACCGCCGGCAUCCUCGAGUACGGCCUCAAGAAGUUCUCCAAGGACAACGUCAUCAACGAGCAGUACUGCGAGUCCCACAGCAUCUGCGACAACGACCAGAUCUCCUUCAAGGGCUACUACAUCCGAUGGCUCGCCGGCGUCAACAUCCUCAACCCGGGCGUCUACACCGACAAGAUCAUGCCCCUCCUCAAGAGCACAGCCACGGCUGCCGCCAAGGCCUGCACCGGCAGCCCCACCGCCGUCCUCAACAACCUCCCGGCCUGGAAAGGCCACGCCGGCACCGCCUGCGGCUUCGCAUGGGUCCCCUCUACCUACGACAACAUGUACGGCGUGCCCGAGCAGAUGAACGCCCUGUCCGCACUGUACUCCACCCUGGACGCCGCCCCUCCCAAGUCAGCCAAGACGGGAGGUACAUCUACCGGUGACCCGGCUGCCGGUGGUGACGACGAAGCCAAGGCCCGCACCCUCGCACGCAUCACCACCGGUGACCGCGUCGGCGCCGGCUUCCUCACCACUCUCAUCCUUGCUGGAUGUAUCGGCGGUUGCACGUUCCUCAUCACCUAG
Geosmithia morbida is the source of this 1362-nucleotide messenger RNA. Its product is annotated as mannan endo-1,6-alpha-mannosidase. The coding region runs from base 1 to 1362 and encodes 453 amino acids. The record is from RefSeq and is a predicted model, not a curated record. Gene Ontology annotation, biological process: fungal-type cell wall biogenesis; carbohydrate catabolic process. The transcript has 3 exons. NCBI's taxonomy places the organism in Eukaryota, Fungi, Ascomycota, Sordariomycetes, Hypocreales, Bionectriaceae. Gene Ontology annotation, molecular function: mannan endo-1,6-alpha-mannosidase activity.